AUGGUGUGCAAAUUGAAAAAGUCCUUAUAUGGAUUGAAACAAGCCAACGGGCAGUGGUAUGAUAAGUUGGCCAGCAGUCUUCACUCAGAAGGAUACAAACACUCGGAUAGUGACUAUUCACUGUUCUAUAGAAAAAAAGGUAGCUCUUUGGUUUUUGUUGCAAUUUAUGUUGAUGACAUAAUCCUCACUGGCACUGAUGUAAGUGAGAUAAACUCCCUAGUUCAAGAUAAAGGAUUAGGGAAACUACAUUACUUCUUGGGGCUAGAAAUACUGUACAGGCAUGAUGGUGCUCUUAUUUCACAGACAAAGUUUACUUCUGAUCUUUUAAAAGAGUUUGAUGUCUUGAAUUGCAAAGUCACUACUUCACCACUUGAUUACACUGAAAAGUUGAAGGCUACAGAUGGGAAGCUACUGCCAGAUCCUACUUACUAUAGAAAAUUAGUUGGCAAACUAAAUUUUCUCACAAACACAAGGACGGACAUAGCCUACAGUGUACAACACCUAAGCCAAUUCAUGCAAACACCUAGAGAACCACACUUGAAAGCAUCUUACCAUGUUCUCAGAUAUUUGAAGCAGGACCCUACACUGGGAAUUUUCAUCUCAAACAAGCCUGACCUCACUGUCAGUGCUUAUUGUGAUUCAGAUUGGGCAGCUUGCCCUGAUUCAAAGAAGUUUGUCAGUGGGUACCUGGUCCUUAUGGAGGAUAGUCCUAUUAGUUGGAAGUCCAAGAAGCAAGCCAUUGUGUCUUUAUCCUCUGCAGAAGCUGAAUAUAGAGUUGUGAGACAAGUGGUAGGAGAGUUAGUGUGGCUGGAAAGACUACUUGAUGAGUUGACAGUAAAGUGCUCCUUGCCUAUACAUGUUCACUUUGACAGUCAAGCGGCAGUACACAUUGCCAAGAAUUCAGUUUUUCAUGAAAGGACAAAGCACAUUGAAAUUGAUUGUCACUUUGUUAGGAGUAAACUUCAACAAGGCUUUAUCACACUUCACCACAUAUCCACUGAUUCGCAGCUGGCAGAUAUCUUCACCAAAGCCUUGACUGGGGUCAAACAUACUACACCCUUGAGCAAGUUUUCUGUUCUCACCUCCAACUUGAGGGGGGGUGAUGAGACUACACAGUCGAAUUAG
Molecule: messenger RNA, 1125 nt
Organism: Solanum tuberosum (potato)
Lineage: Eukaryota; Viridiplantae; Streptophyta; Magnoliopsida; Solanales; Solanaceae
Exons: 1
Coding region: 1-1125 (374 amino acids)
Source: RefSeq, a predicted model, not a curated record